CUGAGAACAAGCCUAAGGCCUUGUAAAGAUCUCCUCUCUCUCUCUCCUCUCUCUCUCUCUCUCUAGCGCUCUACCAAAACUACAUCCCCUUAAAAUUAUUCCAACUACAAAGAAAGAUAAAAGGAAACUAAAUAACGAAGCUGAUUUUACAGUGAAUAUUUUCCAGCAUAAAGAUCCGAAGCCGAAACCUUUCAAGAGAAUAGCUCUCAGAGAAACCCAGCAAUCAGAUUGCAGUAAUGUGGCAUUAAGUUACCAAGAUUUGAAAGUUUUGAAGAUUUUGUGAGAGGCAGAGACUUGGAUUGUGAAGAACAGAGGCGGGUGGAAGGGAAAGCUUUGUGGGCUUUCUUGUGUGUUGUUUGUUUUCGUUGCAAAGUUGGCGUUGACGCUGGAUUAAGGGUUAUCUGGGAGAUUAAGCUUCUAUGGCUGCUACAUCUGAAAGAUGGUUUGAUCGGCUCCAGUUCUCCUCAUUGUUUGGGCCGCCCCCGCCGGACAACCUACGACGGAAGGCAGAAAUUACUGCAUAUGUGGACUACUUUGGUCAGUUUACAUCAGAACAGUUUCCUGAGGAUGUUGCCGAACUGAUCCGCAACCGUUAUCCAUCAGAGGUGAAGCGUCUCUUUGAUGAUGUUCUAGCUAUGUUUGUUCUUCAUCACCCUGAGCAUGGGCAUGCUGUUAUCCUUCCAAUUAUUUCAUGCAUCAUUGAUGGUACCCUGGCCUAUAAGAGCAGUGGCCCUCCAUUUGCUUCGUUCAUAUCAUUGGUCUGCCCAAGCAGUGAGGAGUAUUCUGAGCAGUGGGCUUUGGCAUGUGGGGAGAUUUUGCGAAUUUUAACUCAUUACAAUCGCCCUAUAUACAAGGCGGAACAACAGAAUAAUGAAACAGAAAGAAGCAGCAGUGGAAGCCAUGCCACAACAAGUGACAAUGUUGAUGGUGAAUCCAGCCAUUUACCUUUGGUACAACAAGAGAAGAAACCCAUUAGGCCAUUGUCUCCUUGGAUUACUGAUAUAUUGCUUGCUGCACCUCUAGGCAUCAGAAGUGAUUACUUCCGCUGGUGCAGUGGGGUUAUGGGAAAAUAUGCUGCUGGAGAACUCAAGCCACCAUCAACUGCUUCUUCUCGUGGAUCUGGAAAACAUCCACAGCUCAUGCCAUCAACUCCAAGGUGGGCUGUUGCAAACGGUGCUGGAGUUAUAUUAAGUGUUUGUGACGAGGAAGUUGCUCGCUACGAGACUGCUACUUUGACAGCAGUCGCUGUCCCUGCACUUCUUCUUCCUCCUCCAACUACAGCUUUGGAUGAACACCUAGUGGCAGGGCUACCAGCUCUUGAGCCUUAUGCACGUUUAUUUCAUAGGUAUUAUGCCAUUGCUACUCCAAGUGCCACCCAAAGACUUCUUCUUGGACUUCUAGAAGCACCACCAUCCUGGGCUCCUGAUGCACUUGAUGCGGCUGUACAGCUUGUGGAACUACUUCGUGCUGCUGAGGAUUAUGCAUCUGGCAUAAGGCUUCCUAGGAACUGGAUGCAUUUACAUUUCUUGCGGGCAAUUGGGACUGCAAUGUCCAUGCGAGCAGGUAUAGCAGCUGAUGCUGCAGCAGCUUUACUUUUCCGAAUACUCUCACAGCCUGCAUUGCUUUUCCCUCCACUAAGACAAGUUGAUGGAGUUGAAGUUCAGCAUGAACCUUUGGGUGGUUACAUCUCAAGCUACAAGAAACAGAUCGAACUUCCUGCUGCGGAAGCAACAAUUGAAGCUACUGCCCAAGGGAUUGCUUCUAUGCUCUGUGCCCAUGGGCCUGAGGUUGAAUGGAGAAUUUGUACCAUAUGGGAAGCUGCCUACGGCCUCAUUCCUUUAAGUUCCUCUGCAGUUGACCUUCCUGAGAUUAUUGUUGCCACUCCAUUACAACCUCCGAUUUUAUCAUGGAAUCUGUAUAUACCGCUCCUCAAGGUCUUGGAGUAUCUUCCUCGUGGAAGUCCUUCUGAGGCAUGUCUUAUGAAGAUAUUUGUUGCCACUGUUGAAGCGAUUCUUCAGAGAACAUUUCCGUCCGAGUCCUCUAGAGAGCAAAACCGGAAAACAAGGUACCUUUUUGGUAUGGGGCCAGCCUCAAAAAACCUGGCUGUUGCAGAGCUGCGUACAAUGGUUCAUUCACUAUUCUUAGAAUCAUGUGCCUCAGUAGAGCUUGCUUCACGUCUACUUUUUGUUGUGUUAACUGUAUGCGUCAGUCAUGAAGCCCAGUCCAAUGGUAGCAAGAAAGCAAGAGUUGAUGAAAGCUUCCCACCAGAUGAGAGCAUUGAAGAAUCAGAAAAGAUGUCUGGUAUGCAGAGAGACAGAACUAAAAUGACCAAAAAACAAGGGCCAGUAGCAGCAUUUGAUUCUUAUGUUCUGGCUGCUGUUUGUGCUCUUGCAUGUGAGCUUCAGUUGUUCCCUUUGAUUUCAAAGGGGAUUAAUCAUAGUCACUCUAAAAAUGCAAAAAAUGUAGCGAAGCCUGCCAAAGUAAAUGUAUGCACUACUGAGUUUCGAAGUAGUGUAGACUCGGCAGUUUGUCACACACGCAGAAUAUUAUCAAUCUUGGAAGCACUUUUUUUGCUGAAGCCAUCUACAAUUGGCACUUCGUGGAGUUACAGUUCAAAUGAGAUAGUUGCAGCAGCUAUGGUUGCUGCUCAUGUUUCUGAGUUAUUUAGAUGGUCGAAAGCUUGCAUGCAUGCGCUGUCUGUCUUAAUGCGCUGUAAGUGGGACACUGAAAUUUGCUCCAGGGCAUCAUCACUGUACAACCUUAUUGAUUUCCACAGCAAGGCUGUUGCAUCUAUUGUUAACAAGGCUGAACCGUUGGAAGCACGCUUAAUGCAAGUUCCAAUUUGGAGGGAUUCCCUUGUGUGUUUUGAAGGCAGAAAACUCACUCAAGGUGGAAACAGUAGAUGCACUAUUGUCGGGCAGCCAUCUGCCUUGCAUUGUGAGGAUUUGUCACAUUCAGAAUCUAAACAGAAAUCUGUUGGUGUGUCACGUUCAAAUGAGGGGUCUGGAAAUACCUUUGGUAAAGGUGUUGCAAGUUUCCCAUUAGAUGCUUCGGAUUUGGCCAACUUUCUUACCAUGGACAGGCAUAUAGGAUUUAAUUGCAGUGCACAGGUUCUUCUUAGAUCAGUACUCGCAGAGAAACAAGAGCUCUGUUUCUCGGUUGUCUCACUGUUGUGGUACAAGUUAAUUGCAGCUCCUGAAACUCAACCUUCUGCAGAAAGCACUUCUGCUCAACAAGGAUGGCGGCAGGUCGUUGAUGCAUUAUGCAAUGUUGUGUCAGCAACACCAAAAAAAGCAGCCACAGCAAUCGUUCUUCAGGCGGAGAGGGAACUGCAGCCUUGGAUUGCCAAAGAUGAUGAUCAAGGUCAGAAGAUGUGGCGAAUCAACCAGCGGAUUGUGAAAUUGAUUGUGGAGUUGAUGAGAAUUCAUGAUAGCCCAGAGUCAUUGGUAAUUUUGUCAAGUGCCUCAGAUCUACUUUUGCGUGCCACCGAUGGGAUGCUUGUUGAUGGAGAAGCUUGCACCUUACCUCAACUGGAGCUACUGGAAGCAACAGCUAGAGCAAUUCAGCCUAUGCUAGAGUGGGGAGAAUCUGGGCUGGCGGUCUCUGAUGGCCUUUCAAACCUGUUAAAGUGUCGUCUGCCAGCUACCAUCCGCUGCCUUUCUCAUCCUAGUGCACAUGUUCGUGCUCUGAGCACAUCAGUUCUCCGCGAUAUCUUGCAAGCCAGUUCAAUAAGACCCAACCCUAAUCCGGUGGAGAUAAAUGGUAUCCAUGGUCCGUCGUAUAAGUAUUUUAACUUAGAUGUCAUUGACUGGCAAGCUGAUAUUGAAAAGUGCUUGACAUGGGAAGCACAUAGCAGACUCGCGACUGGAAUGCAUAUUAAAUUUCUGGAUACUGCCGCAAAAGAACUGGGUUGUAGUAUUUCCAUAUGAUAACGAUUAGCUUCUUCCAGUGUAUAAUUUUUUUCAUGUGAGACAUAUACACAACAGAUACUUGCAUCUUUGUUCCUUUUAAAAAGAUACGAGUUUGCAGGUAAGUAGAUGUUCAUUUUGUUCUUGUGGAUAUGAAGGUGUCUAUAUUGUCAAAAUUUUCUUUUCCGACGAGA
This is a messenger RNA of Malus domestica (apple), 4102 nucleotides long. Its product is annotated as protein GIGANTEA. NCBI's taxonomy places the organism in Eukaryota, Viridiplantae, Streptophyta, Magnoliopsida, Rosales, Rosaceae. Gene Ontology annotation, cellular component: nucleus. Gene Ontology annotation, biological process: regulation of long-day photoperiodism, flowering; regulation of circadian rhythm; response to stress. The record is from RefSeq and is a predicted model, not a curated record.